AUGUUGAAUCCGUUCGUGUCCCUUUUUGUACUGCAUCUCUUCAUUCUGAGUUUGACUGUGUCUGGAAGGGGAAUGUUUCAUAAAAACCGUUUACAGAAAACUUCGUGUUCUGAAGAGCCGAAAAACUCUCCUGAAACGAAGGGUCCAAAGAAGCACUUUUCGAGUCUAAUUCAAGGAGGAUGUAAGUUAAACGAUGUAUUUCCUCUUGCUCGAUUUUUCUGAAUGUAUCCAGUCAGUCACUAGUUCGAUGAGGAAACGUUGUCAUAAACUUGCAGGUUUCUGAAAUGAUCGAUAAACUUAAAAAUCUAAUGGUUUAUUUGCUCUCAGCUCACAACGUUACGAGGAUCACAAUUUUACGAAGGAAGGCAGACGUUUGCAAUCAUGUUUUCUUGCAGGAAAUGAAUAGAGUACAGACAAUUUAUCUUCAAUACUUAUAGCGACUUGAUCUGCAUAAUCCCUAAGCCCAAAGACCGAAAAAGAAAAGUCUUGUGAUGAAAAUUCCAUCAUUUCACUUUCAUCUUGUUUUAGCAGCUGAAAAGCACAAUGAAGUCCAAAUUGAACCAUUUUCAAGCAAGGAAACAGAACGCAAACUUCUUCCAGAGAAGAAAAAAGAUGAAGCUGAUGCUUGCCGAAGGGUGCCGAUGUAUGUGAGCUUUUCGAAUCUUCAGAAUAGUACCCUAUUUGAUCUAGUCAUUGCACCUUCGGGGUUCAAUGCUUUUAAGUGUGUGGGGAAGUGCAUCAGUGGGGAAGCUAACAAUUAUUCACUGAUGAUGGCAAUCCUGAACUCAAAGAACAAGAGUUACCCAACUGAUGGUAGCAGGUCCUGUUGUGUCCCAAUAAAGUGGCGAUCAGUCUCUUUAUUGGUGUUUCAGCAGGAGAAGGUUUUAUUGAGGAAAUUUGAUAAUAUGAUUGUUCAGGAAUGCGGGUGUAUUUGA
Molecule: messenger RNA, 935 nt
Organism: Pocillopora meandrina
Lineage: Eukaryota; Metazoa; Cnidaria; Anthozoa; Scleractinia; Pocilloporidae
Source: the annotation of a GenBank genome assembly